AUGCCUAAACUAGAAGUAGAAGUAGAAGCAGAGGUUGUGGAUGGUGCAACUUCAAAGCGCAGCCAAUAUGAUGCAAAUCCAAGCACUGAUUACAAGCCAAAGCCACAAGGAGAAGCAAAACCAAUCCCUGAUUACAAGCCAAAGCCAGAAGGUGAAGUAAAACCAGUGUAUGGUUCAAAGCUAGAAGGAGAAGCAAAGCCCUACUAUGAUGCCAAACCAAGCACUAAUUACAAGCCUAAUUAUGAAGCAAAAAAAUACACUUACAAGCCCAAGCUAGAAGAAGAGAAAGGGAAGGCUGAAUAUGAGAGAAAACCAUAUUUUGUUCAAACAAAACCAGAAGAAGUAAAGCCUGAAGAGAAAGAACAGCUACUCCCCAUCGGUGUUGAAGGGAUCGUUUUAUGCAAAUCAGAUUCUAAUUACUAUCCCAUAGCAGGGGCUUCAGCAAAAGUAAGAUGUGUAGCAGCUGACGAGGUUGGGCAGGAGAAAACUGUCCCAAUAUGCAGUGUAGUAACUGAUGCAAAGGGUUACUUCUUUACAACAAUAUCUGCUUUAAACCUUAAAGAUUGCAAGGCGUUCCUUGAAAAGUCUCCAUUAGAAAGCUGCAAUGUUCCGACAGAUGUAAACAAAGGGGUAAGUGGUGCUCCUUUUUCAGGCUAUCGUGUUUUGAAUCAGAAGCAUACCAAGUUAUAUUCAUUGCGGCCCUUCUUCUUCACCUCUGAACCUAAAUCAGUCCCUAAUGGUUACUAG
This is a messenger RNA of Gossypium arboreum, 747 nucleotides long. RefSeq names its product proline-rich protein 1-like. NCBI's taxonomy places the organism in Eukaryota, Viridiplantae, Streptophyta, Magnoliopsida, Malvales, Malvaceae. The coding region runs from base 1 to 747 and encodes 248 amino acids. The record is from RefSeq and is a predicted model, not a curated record. The transcript is spliced from 2 exons.